Messenger RNA from Cannabis sativa, 995 nucleotides. RefSeq names its product ras-related protein RHN1. The transcript is spliced from 8 exons. Gene Ontology annotation, molecular function: GTP binding; GTPase activity. The record is from RefSeq and is a predicted model, not a curated record. The coding region runs from base 172 to 777 and encodes 201 amino acids. Lineage: Eukaryota; Viridiplantae; Streptophyta; Magnoliopsida; Rosales; Cannabaceae.
UUUGUUUUUACUUGCUCCCAAACAAAAAACCUUUCACAUUUCAUAUAAAAUAUAUAUUGGAAAUUAAUUAAGGGCAAAAUGCUAGACUCCUGCCAAUAACAAUAACCUUAUGAUAUAUUUCUUUUCUUAUUCCUAGGCUGGUAUUUUUGUUUUGAUCAUAGUUCAUCAUUCAUGGCGAGGACAAGCAACAAGAAUAUACAAGCUAAAUUGGUUGUUCUAGGUGACAUGGGAACUGGUAAAACAAGUUUAGUAUUGAGAUUUAUCAAAGGACAGUUCAAUGAUUACCAGGAGUCAACAAUUGGAGCAGCCUUCUUUACACAGGUGUUAUCAUUAAAUGAAGCAACUAUAAAAUUCGAUAUAUGGGACACAGCAGGGCAAGAACGCUAUCAUAGUUUGGCUCCCAUGUACUAUCGUGGUGCAGCUGCUGCUAUUGUUGUAUAUGACAUCACAACCAUGGAUUCAUUUGUAAGAGCCAAAAAAUGGGUGCAAGAAUUACAAAAGCAAGGUAAUCCAAAUUUGAUCAUGUUUUUGGCUGGCAACAAGGUUGACUUAGAAAAGAAGAGAGAAGUGGAAUUUGAGGAAGGUGAACAAUAUGCUAAAGAAAAUGGAUUGGUUUUCUUAGAAACUUCUGCCAAAACUGCACAGAAUGUUAAUGAGCUCUUUUACGAAAUAGCAAAGAGAUUGGUUAAAUCUAGUCCUCCUACGCGUCCAGGUGGAAUGAAGUUGCAUAGAGGGUCAAGAGGAACUGAGAGAAGACUGUUUUGUUGCUCUGUCUGAUGUGCUCACUUGCUUUUGAAUGGAAAUCCAGAAUUAUUUUAAGGAGAUGAUUCAAAUGUGAUAAAAAGAUGGAAGAAGAAACUACGGAGCAUCACGAAGAACAAGCAAUAGAAACAUUUGCUUUAUUUAUCAAACAAAAAAAAACUUUUUUAAUAGGCUAUUCCAUGAACAUGGUACUCUAUAUGUAACUCUAUUAAUGAAAAUAUUAUAGAAUGCUU